Molecule: messenger RNA, 867 nt
Organism: Alosa sapidissima (American shad)
Lineage: Eukaryota; Metazoa; Chordata; Actinopteri; Clupeiformes; Clupeidae
Product: E3 ubiquitin-protein ligase TRIM35-like
Exons: 3
Coding region: 41-679 (212 amino acids)
Molecular function (GO): metal ion binding
Source: RefSeq, a predicted model, not a curated record
CCAGUACCGUAGCCUACAGCAACUACAGCUGCUGGACGAAAUGUCCUCCACAUCUUUCUCGGAGGAGGAUUUCUCCUGUCCGGUGUGUUGCGAAAUCUUCAAGGAUCCAGUUCUUCUGCUAUGUAGUCACAGCUUUUGUAAGAUGUGUCUGCAGCAGUUCUGGGGAACCAGAGGGUUUAGGGAAUGUCCGGUCUGCAGGAAGAGAACCUCACAAGAAAACCCUCCACUUAACCUGCAACUGAGAAACUUGUGUGAGACUUUCCUACAGGACAGAAGUCAGAGAGAAAGCCAUAACUUCAGUCACAUCAGUGAAACUGUACUUGAGUAUAAGAGAGAGGUCAACGUAAAACUGAAUAAUUUACGGGAGAAGUUAAAGGCAUUGUGCAAAGUUCAAAUCACCUACGAUGAAAAGGCCCAACACAUAAAAAUCCAGGCUCAACACACAGAGAGGCAGAUCAAGCAGGAGUUUGAGAAGCUUCACCGGUUUCUACGAGAUGAAGAGGCAGCCAGGAUAGCUGCACUGAGGGAGGAAGAGGAGCAGAAGAGUCAGAUGAUGAAGGAGAAGAUUGAGAAGAUGAACAGAGAGAUCUCAUCUCUUUCAGACACAAUUAGAACCAUAGAGAAGGAGAUGGGAGCUGAUGAUGUUACAUUCCUGCAAGUAAGAACCAGUUUCAUUUAAAAAAUCAGUCUAAUAUCUGAAUAUACAAAACCUGGCAAAACCUUGGGUCUGGAGUCAAGCACGCUAGCAAUCGAGUUCGACCUAACAACCCAGUACUUUGACAAUUGAUAAAGAGGGGAAUUCCUACACUGAGUUACUUUAAGGACUGUUGUCAGUCAGCCCUUUUUAUGGAAUGCUGUGAAAGCACA